AUGGACUACUCCUAUUACAGCGGACCCAGAUCGCAACCCUACUCACUCUAUGGGUUGCCCACCCCGAACCAGCAACCCCCGCAAGAUGAAGCCUUCGCUCCCCUAAAUAAUUUCAACCAGAAUUUCCCUGGCUUUGACCCCUCAUUCCGACUCGACCCCUCCCAAUCCUUUGUCCCGCCACCGCAUUCACCGCCAGAGUCUUUCACCAAGCACUCAGAGUCAAGCGACGCCAACAACCAACACACAGACCCCAUCUCAUUCGAUGGCGACGAAGCCAACCUCGCAGACCCCCUCAGAAGCAGCAGCGAAGAAAAGGACUCAGUGCCAGCGCAAAGCAAGCGCAAAGCCCAGAAUCGCGCAGCCCAGCGAGCAUUCCGCGAAAGAAAAGAACGCCAUGUGAAAGACCUCGAAGACAAAGUCAACAACCUCGAAACAGCAUCCGACACCCUCCACGCGGACAACGAGCGUCUCAAGCGCGAACUGGCAAAAUAUACAACCGAGAAUGAAAUCCUGCGCGCAACAUCUAAUACGAAUCGCGCGCAUGGAAAUAUAAAUGAAUCCCCCGAACCAACGGUCACAGGACCAAUGCGCUACUCGCCUACGGAUUUCUAUACAAGUCUUGUUCCAGAUGGAUCUGCUUUGCCUAGGAGUCCACAGCAUCGGGUCACGGUGUGCCAGAUUACUGGUGAGAAAUUGCUGGAUGCUGGUGCUACGUGGGAUUUGAUCCAGGGGCAUGAGUUGUUUAAGCGUGGUCAGGUUGAUAUUGCUAAUGUGACUGAGAUCUUGAAGGGUAUGGCACAGUGUGAUGGGCAGGGCCCGGCUUAUAAAGAGGGUCAGGUACGGCGGGCUAUUGAGGAGAGUGCGGCUAUGGAUCGGGAUGAAUUGAUUUGA
Messenger RNA from Penicillium salamii, 891 nucleotides. The record is from the annotation of a GenBank genome assembly. Lineage: Eukaryota; Fungi; Ascomycota; Eurotiomycetes; Eurotiales; Aspergillaceae.